UUUCCUGGUGGGCGUGGCCUCCGUGGCCGCGCAGGGCGGGGCGGGGCGCACGAACUGGAGCUGAGCUACCUCGGCCCAAGUGUGAAGGGCCAGUCGGCAUGCGGGAGGCCGCGGCGGACGCGGGCGUGUCGGCUGAUGGCGUCGGCCCCACAGGGUCGCUCAUUCCGGAGGCAGAGGCGGAGGCGGCGAAGCUGCUGCCCUUCCUGAUGCCCGCGGCGCGGGCGGACCUACAGGCGGCCGCCGCGCAGCAUGUGCUGGCGCUGACGGGCUCGGGGCCGGGACGCACGCUGCUGGCCGGCCAGGCGGCGCUGCUGCGGGCUCUGGUCGAGUUGGCGGCGGCCCCGGCCCCAGCCCCGGCCCGCGACGCCGCCCGCGCCCUGGUCAACCUGGCCGCCGACCCCUGCCUGCACGAUCCGCUGCUGGCGGCCGAGCCCGAGCUCCCAGCCCGCCUACUGAGCUGCGCGUUGGACCCACAGUGGCACUGGGCCGACGAAGCGGCCGCCGUGCUGGCCAACCUCAGCCGCGAGCCGGGGCCGUGUGCCGCGCUGAUGGAGGCGCUGGGGGCCGCCGAGCCCGGGGAAUCGGGCCUGGAGCGGCUGGUGCACGCGUUGUGCACGCCCGGCUACAACGCCCGCGCGCCCCUGCAUUACCUGGGGCCGGUGCUCUCCAACCUCAGCCAGCGUCCCGGGGCGCGCGCCUUCCUGCUGGACCCCAACAGGUGCGUGAUCCAGCGGCUGCUGCCCCUUACCCAAUACCCAGACUCCACUGUGCUCAGGGGCGGGGUGGUGGGGACGCUACGAAACUGCUGCUUCGAGCACCGACACCACGAAUGGUUGCUCGGUCCUGAGGUGGAUAUUCUCCCCUUCUUGUUACUGCCCCUGGCAGGGCCUGAGGACUUCUCUGAGGAGGAGAUGGAGCGGCUGCCCGUGGACCUGCAGUACCUGCCGCCAGACAAGCAGCGGGAGCCUGAUGCUGCCAUCCGCAAGAUGCUCAUGGAGACCAUCAUGCUGCUGACAGCCACCGCACCUGGUCGGCAGCAAGUGAGGGACCAGGGAGCCUACCUGAUCCUGCGUGAGCUGCACAGCUGGGAGCCAGAGCCCCACGUGCGAGUGACGUGUGAGAAACUCAUCCAGGUGCUUAUUGGGGAUGAGCCGGAGCAUGGCAUGGAGAACCUGCUAGAGGUGCAGGUGCCCGAGGACGUUGAGCGGCAGCUGCAGCAGCUGGACCUCCAGGAGCAGGAGCAUUGUAAGCGGGAACAGCAGGAGCAGGAGCAGGAGCUGGCCCCAGAGCCCCGAGCAGAGGGUGCUGCUCCCCGCUGAGACCCCUGCAGCUGGUCCCCAGCUCCAGGCCCACGCUUACUUCCUGCAGCUUCCUGGAGGCCUCUGGGUCCCCUUGCUCAGAGGCUGGGCGCUGCUGAGAACUCUGCGUCUGCUAGGCCAAACUCUGUAGGCUGUCACUGGCAGGCUGUCAGUGUGGCCCUCACACCACUCUGCCUCCUUCCUGGGUCUGCCAUAUUUUGUACAGGACCCUUCCCUUGCAUCGUGGUGCUACAGUGCAGCUUGGCUUCCAGAAGUUCUCAGCACCCCCAGUGCAUAUGUCCUCAGUCCUAGGACUGCCUCCAGGGCUGGAGGUCAACUCUGCUUGUGCUCUCCCAGGGACGUGGAUAUCCUCGUGGGUGCGGGUUAUCUCCCUCCUCCGUGGUCUCUGUAUUCCUGCCCCAAUUAAAGCUCUGGCACGGAGGUGUGUAGACUCUCUUGUUCCGGAGCACCACCAGUGCUCCAAGGCCUGCUGUCCUCUUCCUGCAUAGAGACGUCCACACCCAUGGCUUCACAGAAUAAACGGUUUAUCUGGCCUUCA
This is a messenger RNA of Hipposideros armiger (great roundleaf bat), 1857 nucleotides long. It is a transcript of the gene HGH1, whose product is annotated as HGH1 cochaperone. The coding region runs from base 99 to 1319 and encodes 406 amino acids. NCBI's taxonomy places the organism in Eukaryota, Metazoa, Chordata, Mammalia, Chiroptera, Hipposideridae. The transcript has 6 exons. The record is from RefSeq and is a predicted model, not a curated record.